This is a messenger RNA of Acanthochromis polyacanthus (spiny chromis), 6267 nucleotides long. It is a transcript of the gene stx19, whose product is annotated as syntaxin 19. Gene Ontology annotation, molecular function: SNARE binding; SNAP receptor activity. The record is from RefSeq and is a predicted model, not a curated record. The transcript is spliced from 5 exons. The coding region runs from base 3284 to 4183 and encodes 299 amino acids. Gene Ontology annotation, cellular component: presynaptic active zone membrane; SNARE complex; endomembrane system. Gene Ontology annotation, biological process: exocytosis; synaptic vesicle fusion to presynaptic active zone membrane; intracellular protein transport. NCBI's taxonomy places the organism in Eukaryota, Metazoa, Chordata, Actinopteri, Pomacentridae.
CCAAACAUUUUUAUUGCUUCUAGGUUGAACAAUAGGGUACUUUCUCUUAUGUAAUAUCAAAAAACUAAUGAUUUAGAUGUAUUAUAUUAAAAUGAAAGGCCUGACAGCAUCUCAAUGCAACAAAAGUCAGAAUCACAUUCUUUAUUGAGAUUCCAAUCUUUUCUUUUUUUUUCUGUAUUUUGCAUGACCAUUUGUUUUUAGCAGCAUAGAGGAUUCCCGUGUUGCUCUAAUUUCUGGAGAUGUUACUUCAGUUUUUGCAUGAGUGCUGGAGGGGUUAGGUUGCUCUGCCGUUCUCUUAUAUCCGAAAGUGUUCUGUUGGUCUCAAAUCAAGCGACAUAUUUGGCCUAGUCAUAGUUUUCUUUUCUGUCUUUUGUCAUCUUUAGAAAUUAUCUUUGAUUUUGGCAGUGUGCUACAGAUCUUUAUUGUGCUGGAAUAUUCUUCUUCUUCCAAACUUAAUGUCAGCAUUCAUCUCCCUAACCGCCUUUGCACUCCUCCAGCCCCAUAUCAUCACUCUCCCUCCUCUCUGUUUCACUGUCAGGACUAUGCAUUCACUGUGGUGGUCCUGGUCAGGUGUAGCGAUCAACAUGCUUUUCUGUCUGAGCUGAACAAAUUUGUAGAUGAAGGAUAACAUUAUGCACUGCCCUUCCCAGUGUCUGAGCUCUCAUGGUAACUGAGACUUCCACUUUAACCAUUGUGCCUAUCCUGAAGCACUUUCCCACCUGUAUAUCAGACUUAGAUUGUGUAAAAUGUAGAGAUGUAUUCACUGUUUUUGCACUCCGUUGCUACUUUGGGGCCUUCAUCUUCGACAUAGACCUUCUAAAGUAUUUGCUUCAUGAGAUAAAAUGCUCUACCUCUCAACUUGGAAGCAAACUAAUUAUUGAGAGAUGAUAGUUUUGAAUCAUUUGACAUUUAAAGGAUAUUGCCCAUGGCUGCAUACACUUCUGUUGAUGUAGUUAUCCUAUUCUUUAAAUAACACAUUUGUGGUAUUUGUAGAUCAGUUCCCUGGUAACAAGCCUUUUUUUAAAAGGUAUGGUUAAAAAAACAACACAAAAAGGAGACACUUAUCGGUAGUCUUAAUACUAAUAUUGAUUUAAACAAAAGUGCAUCUUGAUAUAUAUUUAAGUCCAAUAUUCACUGUUCUUUCAGCUCAAGUUUGGAAUCCACCAAAAUAUGAAGGCAACACUCUACUUCUACUGUACAAUGCUCAGAGAAUUUCUGUUGUUGUUGAAAAACAGUCUAUUGCUAUUAAUUCAUCUACAAUUGCCCACUUUCAUAUUACAUAGUCAUUUGAUUCCGUUUUUUGAUAUUCCCUGUAUCCUUGACCUGAUAAGUCAGGUUUGUUUUUUGGGUGUUUUGCACUGGAGAGAUUUGUUCCCUGAGAUGAGCCUCUCAUGCAGCACUUUGUGUCAAGUAGUUUACAAAUGCUGGCUGUGUACUUCUGUGAGACCCAAUACUAACAAUGCAUAACCGAAAACUUCUAAUUGGAAGUGCUUUUUGGGUCACCUGGCGCCCUACGACUUUGGCAAACAAACACUUGUCUCACUUAGCAGAUAGUUAUUAUUCAGUGUUUUGAUUGUAUCAAAUUUUACACAGAGUAGCAAUAAUUAAGAUAUGGUGAGACCAGAUCAACUUUAUCCAAAGGUUGGCAGGGGUUGUGAUAGAGAUGCAGUGUGUUCAUGUGAAAGAGAGAUGGAGAGAGAGUACAAAUCCCAUUCAACUCUGCCUCUUUAAUCAGUAAUGCAGAGGUAAGAAUCAAGGAAAAAUUAUAUGAUUGAUCAUCUACAGGAACCAGGUUCACACACACAGUACAGUUAACUUGUUUCCUGUGAUGCUGACCAGUGCAAGUUCCCACACUCAGAAAACCUGUUUUACUUUGUUGUCAUAAUAUCUUGCCAUUAGGGGUGAAUGACUCAUGCUUUACAUACAAUUGCAGCAUUAUUACAGACAUGGAGCAACUUCUGGUACAAUAGAGAUGGAACUUUGAUAACAGGAUUUUUCGUAGUCAUCAUGUGGUAAAUGUGCUUUUGAUUUUUUGGUUCUUUUAUUAUAGCGAUGCACCACCAUCCAAUUGAAAUUAUUUGUUGCUGGUGACACUACUAUUGUCAUCAGUGUGCCCGUUUCAGUGAUUUUAAAUCUUUAGUUAAAGGAUUAACUGGAUUAAACUGUCUUCUUUUAGUUGAAAAGAAAAGACUCGCAGGCCGUGGAGUGUUUUCACACCAUCCUUGGAUGAACUCAAAAAUACACUAUGGGGAGUAUCUGAAAAUUAACAUAAGCCUCAGGUGUGUGCUCAUAAGUCAUUAAAUAUCUGACACUUUACCUCAAGUAUACCCUCUGAGGCAUCUCUGAUCACCACUUUAACAACACAGUUGCUAGAUUUAUACAGUGAAAAGAAGAAAAAAACUGACAGUGAUUCUGCAACCAGCCUCCAAAGUUUCAACUGACAAAAAGUGAACUCUUGUCCCCACCAAACUCUUCUCAUCCUCCAAACUUGCCUCCCCUCUCCUUCUAUGACGCUGUACUUCAAACAGCUUUGCACAGCGUGUUAUGCUGCAUAGCAGAGAGUGACUGCGUCCCUUCCAGUGUUGAAAGGGCUCCUGGGUUUUAGUGAGCUUGUCAGUAGAAAUCUGUCAAAAGUACUCAGUGGAGUUACUGGGGCCUAAUACUCACAGACCAUGAGGGCUUACCCCAGGAACCCAGACACUUCACAUAGAAAUUAACUUUGCGGAUCAGAAACCCAACGCCCUGGUUGACACCCUAACCACAGUCCCCAUUGUUUGGCCUUAGCAGUGUACACAAUGCACUUGUAUUUACUCUGCUCUAUUUUUCUCUCCAGAAAAGAGCCUGAGGGUAGGGUUUAUGAGUACACUGUGCUCACAGUGCUGUCUCUCCCUCCUCAUUUACUUAAUCACGUCACCGUUCAAUUCUUUUUAUAAGCAAAUCUGCUCCUUUCCUAUUGGCCCUGUUCAGAUCUUUUCUCUAAAGAAGGGGAGGAGACUGAAACUGACUCGACCAGACUUCCUUAAAACUUUUCCUGCUUGUGAGUGUAACUGUCCUGAUAAACAGUUGGUGGUAUAACUGUUUUACAAUCUGUAGCCCACAGCUGAUGAGUAUCAGGUGAAUGGCAGGAGAUCUGAAGGUGACCUGAUGAUGGGGAAAGAAUGUCUGGAACUGCAUUCCUGGUCUGAAUGGAAAUCCUUAGCAGAUGGAAAACUAACAAUAUUAAGUGUUGGAAACAUCUGUAGAUUCUAUAAUAGGUGAAUCCUGAGGAGAGCACUGCUCCACAAUGAGGGACCGAUUGGAGGAGCUGCAGAACUGGGCUGAAGAGUUCUCCGAGGCUGGAACUGAGAAUGCGAAUCCUUUCUCAGUGGAGAGUGAUGAUGAAGAUGUUGGGGUCAUCACGCCUCAGGCUGUGAUGUUCGAGGAGGAACCAAUCAUAGAAAAUUUCCUGAGUGAGGCUCAGCAAAUCCGAGAUGACAUCACAGCGCUGGAGACAGAGGUCCUAAAGUUCACUCAGCAGCAAAAGACCCUGGUGGCAACCAUGCGUCGGUUCAGUGUCAUGAAGAAAGAGAGCAGCAUUACACGAAGCAUCAAGCUCCAGGCCGAAAGCCUCCACCGCCGUUUAGAUGCACUUUCAAAACAGGCCCAAAGUACUGAGGAUCAGCAGGGACCAAAUGCCGCUACAACGAGAAUACAGCGCUCCCAGCAUGCAGCACUGUACCGCAAAUUCCAGCAGGUAAUGUGCCAGUAUAAUGAAGGUCUGCUGAACAAGCAGGAGCGAUGCAAGCACUUCAUUAUCCGGCAGCUUGAGGUAUUGGGGAGGGAUGUGACAGAGGAGGAGGUGAAUGAGAUGGUCGCCACCGGAAACUGGGAGGUCUUCAAUGAGAACCUGCUAAAUGAUGCCAGAAUCACACGGUCGCAGCUAUCUGAGAUUGAACAGCGACACAAGGAGCUGUUGAGUCUGGAGAACAACAUGAAGGAGCUGAGGGACCUCUUCAUGGACAUUUUCAUGCUGGUGGAGGAACAAGGCGUCUACAUUGAACACAUCCAGACCAAUGUAGAGAGGACACAGGAUUACGUGGCUGCAACUAAUGAGAAGUUCAAGAUGGCCGUCAGGUAUAAGAAGAAGAACCCAAUCAGACAACUGUGCUGCUGCUGCUGCCCUCCGUGGAGAUGCUGCUUAUAAAACGCAAGAAUUUCAACCUCAGCAUUUCUGGCAACCGUUUCAAAAGUCUUAGUUACCUGUUGGAAGUAAGCAACACUGGAUUCAAGUACCAUUUAAGUGAAGGUAAUGGUACAGCAAUUUUCGCUGUUGGACAGAGCGAUGGUGAAGACAGAUUCAGCAGAGCAUAGAAAACAAUUAGGGGAAGAGCCAGAAUUGGUAUGGGAGGCACUUGUUUCUUUCCAGACGAUGUGAAGCGACUGCUAUUGGAAGAGACAGUUCAGUGAUCGCUACUCACCAACACCGUUGCUUAUUGGAGACCUUCACUGUCAUCUGACAGAGGUCACAAACAAGGGGAGGCCAUUGACACUGCUAGAUCAGCAAAACUGAUAUUUCACCAUUUUUCCAAAAGAACCUCUCAUCUUUUCCUCUUUUUUUUCCUGUCACAGGAGCUGUAGAUAAUGAGGGCAUAUUUUUUAUACCAUAUAUGCACUUUAAGACUUCUUUUCUUUUCAGCACAAACUUAACAUAGUGGAGAAAUUUAUAUUUCAAAGAUAUUGAGCCAUUACAUAUUCAUUUCAUUUUUAGUCCACAUGCGGAUGAAAAAGAAGAACUUGUUUUACAAUUAGUCAUUAGUAGCAUUUGCAUUUCAAAGUCUAAUCAUUUUCAAUGAAAAAAAUAGUGUUAUUAAUUUUUGCGCUUUCACAAAGGCCGGGAUUCAAGCAAAAGUUUGAAUAACGAGACUUGAUCAAAAUAUUUCUGUCAUGAUGAGAAAAUCGCAGGAAAUCAUUGAAGUCAUUUGCUUAAAAUGCGACGGAAGAUUAUUUUUCAGGAUAUAUUAAAAUUCUCCAUGUGCUUUGCAUUUCGGAGCGCAAUAACAAUUCACAAUUCUGUUGGAGCGGUUUCAUUGUUCACAUGAAAUAUUCUGGCAUUCACGUGUGUCAUUAUUAUUUAUAUAAUUAUGGUGCACAAAAAGGGAGCAGAGACUUCAGAGGAAAUGCCAGAGCAGUGGACUAAAAUCCCAAGAAUGUGGUGUUUUUCUGACAAAUAGAACCAGCGGACUCACAGCUGCUGACAGAUAAUCAUCCUCUGUUUCCACAUAUCCUUAAGUUGACUUGACAAUAUUAACUCAUUAUGCCUGCCAGGGUCAUGGCAAAGGGAAUAGUAAGUGAUUCAGUCAGUAAUUCAUUCACUGUUGAUUUCGCUCGCUGGCAGAAUGGCUUACACUAGGCUCUAAUCAGCAGUGACAGUGAUGUUCCGCAGUGAGUCAGUGACCCAUGGUGUCUGGUGUCCGGGACAAAAUACGGGUGAACUGGGAGUGUUGGAGCCAUUCUGGAAAAUCUGGUUUGUCUACUAUUCCAGCAUAGAUGCAGGACCAUCACUCUAUGUUCCUGUGGGGAACAGUAUGUCAAUAGAGCUUUCAGCAGACUGUAAGAGGAUCUUCCUUAGUUAAAUAGUCUUCUGUUCAAACAACCUAAUCCUAAGUUCAUAAAAGCAUAUGAACACAUCCACAAUAGCUUCAUGUGAAGAGAAAAAGUCUGACGCAUCAUAUAAAAUGCCAGAAAACGCUGUUUGUUAGUCAAUUUAGAUGCAAAUCUUUUUACAUGUCAUGUGAUCCCCGAAGAAACACUAACCGUCAAUGCAGCACUUUAAUUACCCCCGCUAUCAUUGCAUUGCUUCCUGUCGUUUAAUGGAGGAACAAAGUGCAAAUGAAAUGUUGGAUGACUUCUGCUCUCUGACUAGAAGAGUGUUUUUGUGAAUCAGAUCUUCUGUGUUGUACAUCAGUCUCUUUAAAAUUAGAAUGACAUAUUAAAACCUAGACAUAAACACAUCAAAUAUUUAAAUUUGAAUAUGAAAAUCGAAUAACUAGUCAGAGUAAUGCGUUGAUGAUCCCUCUUCCCUGACAGUGUGGAAAAACGAGGCACUGCUGCAAAUUGGAAGGUUCCUGAACAGCAACAAUGCCAUCCAGUGUUCAGUGAGAUAAUUACCAGUUAAAAGUGGGUUAUCACUUAAUGUUUAAGGGCAUACAGUCACUCAGCUAUGUGAUUAUGCACAGCAGGAAUUUCACUGCCAAACGUUCUCAGAAUAAAAAAAAAACAUACAUGUUG